AAUAGUCAGUGCAAAACAACUCAUCCUCACUUGCGAGCUGAACGAAAAUGAACUUCUUCUCUUUUUCCUGCGCUGCACUGGCUUUGGUGCUUGCCACGAGCCUGGUGGACGCUCUCGGAUCGCGAGUUAUCGAUGGCGAGACAGCAGAGCGUGGCCAGUUCCCGUACCAGGUGACGUUGACCGAGAAGCUGCUCGUUCUGUGCGGUGGUGUGUUGGUCCAUGAACGGUUCUUCCUCACCGCAGCUCACUGUCUCUUCGAUGCUAACAACACUCUCCUUCCUUUGAACAACCUGAACGUGUACUAUGGCUCCGAGAAGUUGUUCUCGAACGGGAAAUACAACCGAAUCCGUUCGGUGCUGGUCCAUGAUCAGUACGAACACGGUAGCACCCAGUACGAUCUGGCAUUGGUUGAGGUACGCCGUAGCCUCGAGCUCUCCUUCAACACUCAACCGGUUGCAUUGGCAGAGAGCGCGCUGGAAGAGCAGCAGGCUGUGACGGUGUCCGGAUUCGGACGCACCUCGGAAGCUGGCAAUACGUCGUUCAAACUGAAGCACGCCGAACUGACCACGCUGUCGAGUGGCGAUUGUCAGGAGGCCACCGGGGAUGGUUGGUACGAGGGUGCUAUCUGUCUUGACACGAGCAACGGUGGUGGCUUCUGUACCGGGGACUACGGUGGUCCGGCAGUUUUCAACGGAACGUUGGUCGGCGUCGGUAGCUACACGGUCGGUGGACGAUGCGGUACCGGUCAGCCGGAUGUUUUUGUUGAUGUCGGUCACUUCAGCGGCUGGGUGAAGGCACAGAUUGAUGAAAAGGAAUCGGAAUAGAAUCGAUUGAGUUUGAUUUGAA
Messenger RNA from Anopheles aquasalis, 846 nucleotides. Its product is annotated as serine protease SP24D. Gene Ontology annotation, biological process: proteolysis. The record is from RefSeq and is a predicted model, not a curated record. Lineage: Eukaryota; Metazoa; Arthropoda; Insecta; Diptera; Culicidae. Gene Ontology annotation, molecular function: serine-type endopeptidase activity.